UUUGCUUUAUUUAUAGGCUGUACAUUGGCCCAGCGUCCUGGUUUCAAGGCCGGUCCCAGCUAUCCAAAAUCUCAACGUCAUUUCCCCAAACGUACCACCGAACCACCAGCCUCUCAAGAUGAUUACGAACCCACCGAAGAAUGUCCCGAAUCUGAUGGUUUCUUCCCUGACUCCAAACAAUGUGAUAAAUACUAUCAUUGUGUUGAUGGUGUACCUACCGAGAAAUUAUGUGCCGAUGGUAUGGUCUUCAAUGACUACAGCAGCCAUGAGGAGAAAUGUGAUUUGCCCUAUAAUAUUGACUGCUCGAAACGUCCUGAAUUACAACCCCCACAACCCACCCAACAUUGCCCACGCAAGAAUGGCUAUUUCGGCCAUGAGAAACCUGGCAUUUGUGAUAAAUUCUACUACUGCGUUGAUGGCCAAUUCAAUAUGAUCACCUGCCCAGCUGGUUUGGUAUUCAAUCCCAAGACUGGCAUCUGCACCUGGCCCGAUGAGGUUGGUGUCAGCGGUUGCAAGUCGGAAGAUAUCUUUGAAUUUGAAUGUCCAGCUGUCAAUGAAACCAUUGCUGUGACACAUCCUCGCUAUGCUGAUCCCGAUGAUUGUCAAUUUUUCUAUGUCUGUGUAAAUGGUGAUACACCACGUCGUAAUGGCUGUAAAUUGGGUCAAGUGUUCGAUGAUACCAAGAAACAUUGUGAAUGGGCUCGUUUGGUGCCAGAAUGUGCCGAUUGGUACAAGGACCGUUUGACUGAUGCCGAAUUGGAGGAGUUGGAAAAUCCCAAACCCAAGGAAAAGAAGAAGCCUCAACGUACACGUGGUCAAUCGAGACGUAAACCAGCUCAUGUCGAAGAAGAGGAUGAUGAAUAAGAGCGGCAUUUUUUAACAUUUGUGAAGACUGCAGCUUUUAAAGAAAAAAUUAGCUUUAAGAUUUU
Musca vetustissima is the source of this 929-nucleotide messenger RNA. Its product is annotated as protein obstructor-E-like. Gene Ontology annotation, cellular component: extracellular region. The annotation marks the transcript as partial. Gene Ontology annotation, molecular function: chitin binding. NCBI's taxonomy places the organism in Eukaryota, Metazoa, Arthropoda, Insecta, Diptera, Muscidae. The record is from RefSeq and is a predicted model, not a curated record. The transcript has 4 exons.